AUGGCUCAGCUGGCCACCUUUCGCCAGGAGGCGGCACCAAAGCUGGAGGCGGAGCGUGAAGGGAUUGUCGUCCACGCGGCAGCCCUCGCCGAGUACACCGACGGUGACGUCUUCAUCCCGGAGCGGGCAGAAGACGGCACAGAGGUGCCACCUUCCUGGUUCGGGCUGAACUCAGACGAGGAGGAGGACCCGGCGGAGGAGAUUGCUUCUAGCAAUGAGGCCGCGGAGGAGGACGAGGACGAGGAAGGCGACGGCGAUGCACCAGAUGAUGGAGCAACCAGUCGGAACCGGACCGAUCCGGCCUCGGCCAGCGAGCAGCAGGAGACCACAUCGGCCGCUGCCGCCAACCAGACCAGGGCCAGCCAGCCGGAAGCCCCGCUAGCCGGUGCUGCAGCCACCGCCGACUCGUCUGAGCAGCCCGUGGUUCCUUCGACCUAG
Aegilops tauschii subsp. strangulata is the source of this 438-nucleotide messenger RNA. Lineage: Eukaryota; Viridiplantae; Streptophyta; Magnoliopsida; Poales; Poaceae. The record is from RefSeq and is a predicted model, not a curated record.